Molecule: messenger RNA, 982 nt
Organism: Spizellomyces punctatus DAOM BR117
Lineage: Eukaryota; Fungi; Chytridiomycota; Chytridiomycetes; Spizellomycetales; Spizellomycetaceae
Exons: 4
Coding region: 71-640 (189 amino acids)
Cellular component (GO): cytoplasm
Molecular function (GO): 5'-deoxynucleotidase activity
Source: RefSeq, a predicted model, not a curated record
UUGCCAGCGGGCAUCGGUAGGCGAUUGCUUGCCAGUCCUUUUUUGUGAACCGACACCGCUGCACUCCAUCAUGUCUGAUCCGAGAGGAGUUCUGCGCUUUCUCCAUACCAUUGAAAACUUGAAGAGGACCAAGCGAACAGGUUGGGUUGACCAGCAAAUACCCGAUGCAGAGUCAAUUGCGGACCACAUGCACAGAAUGGGAGUCCUCGCGCUUCUUAUAGACGAUCCGUCCUUAGACAGAACGAGGGCCAUUAAAAUGGCCAUUGUCCACGAUCUUGCCGAAGCAAUUGCGGGAGACAUCACGCCUCAUAGUGGCGUGUCGAAGGAAGAGAAAUAUAGACUCGAACUGGAAGCUAUGGACGAACUAGUCACGUUAUUGGGACACUCAAAGGAAGCACUAGAAAUCAAAGCGCUCUGGGAAGAGUAUGAGGCGGGUGAGAGUCCCGAGGCACUGUACGUUAAGGAUCUGGACAAGUUUGAAAUGAUUGUCCAAGCGGUCGAGUAUGAAAAACGGCAUGAAGGAAAGCGAUUGGAUUCAUUUUUCAAGUCAACAGAUGGAAAGUUUAAGCAUCCCACAGUAAAGAGAUGGGUGGCGGAGCUGCACAAGGAGCGACAGGAAGCUAUGCAGAGUGCGCAAUAGAUCUUCCUUCAACCUUCAAAUGCUCGCAUAAAUGGAGAAUGACUUGGCCAUUGCUUGUUUCUGCACGUUGAAGGAGCUCGUGGUCAACACAAGCGGCCAUCUCCGUCUACGGUAGAAUUGCAACCUACCGUGGAACUGGACCGCUCCUGGGAUUUUGACUAGUUGAUUCUAGUCUGUUAAUCGAGCGGUGGCGAAUGCAUUUUUGCUGAACCAUUCGGCAAUAAUAGCAAAUCGGUCGUCCGAUGCUUCAAGCUUUGGAAAGGAUGAUGUUUAGAUGUGCUAGUUCAUUCACGGCAGUAGUAAUAAAUAUCACCUUAUGCAUGAAUAUCUCAUGUCGUCCCG